CAUCCACGCCCUCAAACUCCUCCUUCCUCUCUCUCAAACCCUUCACUGCCUCACAGUCUCUCCUCUUCUCCCGCCACUGCUCAUCCGCCGCCGCAGUCUCCUCCGUCGAUACCGUCACUGCCAGUAGCACCGAAGCCCCUGUGCAUCACACAUGACUGGAGUGGGUGGCCUUCGUCGACGGGUUGAAGACCAAGGGCUACUUCAUCAAACCGUCGCCGGCUGCGGAGGACGGCGAGACUGACCACGUUUAUACUGAUGUGAAUCAGUUGAGGGAUGCUCGCCUGAUAUAUUCAAGUAAUAUUCUUUAUGUACUGCUCUGUUUGAAUUAUGAGUCUCAUUUCAAUUUGGGCAUUUUAUUUGAUCAAAUUCCAAGGCUUUCUGGAUUAUAGGCUAAUAUUUCAGAUCAAAUUAGCUUAAUUAAACUUAAUGGUCUAAGAACACUACCGUAUACUAUUGAGUUUUCGAGUGGAUUCUAUAACAUUAAUUAACUAUGAGUUUUCGAGUGGAUUUCUAUAGCUAAAUUGUUGAUGCAGGUGGGGUUGUCUGUUAGUGGGGUGCUACUGCUGGCGUUUUUGUGGAUAUUGAAGGCAGUUCUUGAGGAUGAUCCUUGCUAUGCUUAUCCAGCCUGUAAGUGCUAUAGAAAUGUUGAAAAGAACAAGCCAGAGAAUGAACAACUUCGCUUUUGGUGUCAGUAUUGGAUUUUGGUGGCUGUUUUGACGGUAUGUGAACAAGUUGGUGAUACAAAAAGAAAUUUUAGUAACCCGAGAUUCAACCGGAGGCUUUAAUUUCAUUCAUGGAUUGAUAGAUCUAAUUGCUCUUGCUACUGCUAUUGCUACUACUCCUACUCAUGCUCUUGCUACUGCUACUGCUACUGCAAAUGAAACUGCUACUGAACCAAGAACAUAUUUAGCAACAAUGAAGAAAAAGAAGUUUGACGAAGAGAUCUAAGAUUCUCUCUCUUAGCAACGUGUAAAAGGAAGAGUAUGAGUGCAAUAGCAGAACUUCACGAGUAUGAGUGCAGUAGCAGGAUUGGAUU
Rosa chinensis is the source of this 1036-nucleotide messenger RNA. RefSeq names its product HVA22-like protein i. The transcript has 3 exons. The coding region runs from base 528 to 785 and encodes 85 amino acids. Lineage: Eukaryota; Viridiplantae; Streptophyta; Magnoliopsida; Rosales; Rosaceae. The record is from RefSeq and is a predicted model, not a curated record.